Pelodiscus sinensis (Chinese soft-shelled turtle) is the source of this 4890-nucleotide messenger RNA. NCBI's taxonomy places the organism in Eukaryota, Metazoa, Chordata, Testudines, Trionychidae. The record is from RefSeq and is a predicted model, not a curated record.
AUGGUUGUACUCUUCCACAAUAUUAAUGGAGGAGGUGUGGGGUCUCAGAUGGAGCAGCUACAUGCACGGCAGGCUUUGCUGUAUAAAGAGUAUAUACUUUAUUUUAGAACAAUUAAUAGAAAAAUUUUACUUCCUUUUGUCACUAAACUUAAUAUAUGUUUCUCUCUGCCAGGAAUUGAUUUUAAAAUCCGAACAAUAGAAUUAGAUGGAAAGAAAAUUAAACUUCAGAUAUGGGAUACAGCAGGGCAAGAGAGAUUCCGCACAAUCACAACAGCUUACUACAGAGGAGCCAUGGGAAUAAUGCUGGUGUAUGACAUCACAAAUGAGAAGUCAUUUGACAACAUUAAAAACUGGAUAAGGAACAUAGAAGAGCAUGCCUCUUCAGACGUGGAAAGAAUGAUCCUGGGUAAUAAAUGUGAUAUGAACGAAAAGAGACAAGUCUCAAAAGAAAAAGGAGAGAAGUUAGCAAUAGAUUAUGGAAUCAAAUUUCUGGAGACAAGUGCUAAAUCCAGUAUAAAUGUGGAAGAGGCAUUCUUCACACUUGCUCGGGAUAUAAUGACAAAACUCAACAGAAAAAUGAAUGACAACAGUUCACCAGGGGCUGGUGGACCAGUGAAAAUAACAGAAAAUCGAUCGAAGAAGAGCAGCUUCUUUCGAUGCACGCUACUUUGAUGAACUCCUAAUGAUAGACUGCAGCACAUUUAGAAGAACCUUUUCUGCUUCUUUGAAAGCACAGGGUCACAAAGCCUCAGAAAUAAUACCACCAAGCUGCUGCUGAGAGCUUCAAUGAACGUUGACUGCGUUAAACAAAAUACCAGGUGGAUUUUGCUCACUAAGCCCAUUGACCUGUCAGGCUCCUUUUCUCAAAUGUGGAAGCAAUGAAGUGGAGAUACACAAAUGCAGGAGUUAAUUUUCUUCAUUACUUUCUGUUUUGAUGUCUGUUGCAAAUGCUGCUACAUUUCUUUUAACUUUGCACAUCCAUAUUAGCCUUUUAUUGCCUGUUACAGCACAAUCUAACACUUCAGUUUGCACAUCUUAUUGUCCUGUAAGUAAAUUCUUUAACCGAUUUGUGCAUUCUUUUACAAAUUUAUUUUUAAAUGCAAGAAGGAAAAGAUUAAAUCACACCUCCUGUAGUUUUUGUUCUUCACAUGUGAUCAUGUCUGCAGUAUGGAUAUAUUCAAGGUGUUGGGGUUUAUUAAAACAAAUUGCCAUUUAAGAACUUGAGAAACUGAAUUAAAAAUCUGUACAAGUGCACAAAUCCAUUCAUACAAAGGCUACUGCUGCUUCUAGUCUGAAUGUAGGAUGUUUCUUUACUAUUUGAUUUUAGCAACCUAAAAAAAUCUAUUUUAGAGUAGAUUUGUUUUCUAAGCAUACAUGGUUCUUGUCUCAGUCCAGUGCACUCUUUAAAGCAUGUGAAUAAACCCCAGUGAUCAUUCUUCAUCUAGCUUCUCCUAUUAGCCCAGCUCACUUGAUCCUUUGCCUUUGUUCUUGUUUCUGAUAAUUCUUAAGUUGAAAUCUUCAGCAUAGCAUAGGUGGACAUCUUAGAUAUCACUUACAUUAUUUGUCUUGGCUAAAUUGAAAGAGGAUAUUCAUACUAUGGAGAACAGAAUCCAGAGGAGUUUUUUAAGAGUAACUGCAGCUCCUAAGGGUGAAUUAGUGAUGCUGAGGGUGUUCCCAUCACUCCUGUAAACCAUGAUGGCAAAAGCAUGCCCAAACAAAUUUCCUGUGUGAUUGCCCAAUCAGUAAAGAAAAUGAUGCACCCCAGCUUAUAACACACAUUAUGUAGCUGACACUGAAUGCGGAAAGCUUUCCGUCUGCACAGGCAACGGUAGAAGUUAACCAUCAGAAAGUGGCGCAGUGCUAGAAGCCAAGUUGAAGUUGCCUUUUUUACUCUUCUGAAUACCUGCAUCCUAGUUUGUGUGUUAUCACUUGCUUGUUUUUUCAAAGCUCUCUCUCCAUGAAUGAUUACAAUUGGUGCUUUAGUUUGUUGUGCCAAACUUGGACCAUUGUUAGCUUUAACUACCAGUUUGACAGUGUUCAGCACUUUUGUUAUGAGGGGCAGGUGGGUUGUCUUGUUGACAAAUUGCUAACUUUUCUCAUGUGUCUGCUUGUUUCACAACAGUCACUUAACUUUGUGGUAACCACCAAUCCAUUGUGUAAUAGAUCACUCUGUCAGCUUGGGAUGUCACAUAUUGAAUUUAUUAUCUUGCCAUCUGUCAAAUAUUUUGAAACUAAGAAUAAGUUCUUGGGCCAUCAGCAGUGAAUCCAAAAAGUACUUUGAUUAGUGAGUGUCCUGAACAGACUUGAGAAACUUCAUCUGGUUCAUCAAAGUUUAAGUGGCUUUCUACCAUUCUUCCCACACUGCCACUUACUUGCAAUCAAAGCGAUCCUUAUAAGUUGAUGUGAUUUACAGUCUCCUAUUCUUACAAAACUAAAAGGUGCAGCAGAAUUCUUGAGGUAGCAAGAUUGUUCAAAUAAAAACCACCAUAGCUGCUCUGGUGUACAUUUAGCAUUUUUCUGGGAGAGGCUAAUGCAGUUAUGUUUUCUGUAUGGUAAUAAAGUGCUUGCUAUACAGCAACUGUUAUGACUCCAAUUAUGAAUGUUGUGAAUUUUUAAUAAUUUACCUCUGACUGACUUGGUGUUGUACCACUUGGAUUUUUUCUCAGGGGUUGUCUGCAAACCAAAACUGACAUGUUCUGUGGUUGGCAAUUUUUACAGAAUGCUUUGCUUAUGGUAUAUUUUCUCUGUCUUCUGUUUGAUUCUGUGUCCAAACAAGAUUUAGUCUCCAUAAACUUCCUUUUUGAAAGAGCCUGUACGUGAGAGUUUAUCAAGUGCUUCUUGACGCAGCAGCAAAUUGGGGUAUCUGCUCUGUUGUAUUAAAAAGAAAAAAAAAAUCCUUGCUAUUUUCUUACAUUUAGCUGUGCUAAACUGUACAUAAAUUUGAGGUAAGACCAUAGGAAAUUCACUUUAUGCAUGAUAAAAUGAUGCAGUAAAUAUAUCACUUUGCUUAAUGUUCAUAUAAUGCUCAUCUUUUUCAAUUUUUAUAGAAGGAUUUAGUGACAGAUUAUUUUUGUCUGCUCCCUCCUGAAACUGAAAAACUCCAGUUUCAUGUGAAAACAUUAUGGUCUUAUGGGUAAGGUAAAACAGUUUUGGGGUUUUUUUUGGUUUUUGUUUGUUUUUUUUUUUUUUUUUUUUGGCAGCAGUAUUAACUAGUUGAGGGGCCGCACUUUAUCAGUGUGUUAACUUUUGAUAACGGUCAGCAUAGACCUUUCCUCAUACAGUCUGUUGUCAGACAUAGAAAAAUGUGCUGUAUUAUAGCAUGUAAAUCAGCUGAUUGUUUCACUGGGAAAUUUUUCUAGAUAUAUUUUGCUUUAGGCAAGCAGACAAAUAAUAACUGUUAUGUCUGAGCAUCAGUUGUUGGGUGCUGCAGGUUUUUCUAGUACCUGUAUGAUUGUUGUAACUAUAAUAAUUUUUGAAGGACUCUUUAACUAUACCUCAGCUAACUAAUGUUCUAAUAUCCAUUAAAACAAGUUGAUCCAACCACCAUUCUUUAUACAAAGCAGCAAAUGUGCAACAUGCCUUGCUCUAGAGACCUCCAUUAGCCUUUAAGGAAAGGCGGGCAUUGUUAGGAAUAGAACCUAUUGGCUUAGUUGUUUGAGGGUUUAGUCCUCCACAGCUCUCUUCUUCCUUCCCAGUUCAUGUAGUUUGUUCUGUUUUUUCUCAAUGGUAAGAAAACAAAAUCUGAAAAUAUAUGGUCUCAAUGCUGCUUUCGUUUUCAAUCCUGUGAUCAGCAAGCCAUGCACAUAAAAGUGCUUAGGUCUUGUUGAGUAGACAUAGAAUACUUGAUUUAGAUUUGGUUAUUAAAAUUUCUUGAAGUGAAUGUUAAAACUUCAAAACCACAUAUUUAAAUGUGAUGCAAUUUACCAUUGUUGGCUUUGGGGGUUUCUACUGUAGUUUUAGUCUACAGGUUUUUCAAAAGUGCAGUUCUAUAAAUGGGAUCUUUUCCUGUCACAAGUGCAUUUCCUCUUUUUGUGAGAUCGCAUCCAUUAUUUUCACAAGCCAAAAGUGGAGGAAGGGUAUAUUUUUAAAAUAUAUUUUUUUCUGCAAAGAACUCUUGAUGUCUAGCAACUUUGAAAAGACACCAAUAGCAUGUAAAAUGCAUAAAUGUGUUGCUAACUUGUUGAAAUGCAUCGGUCAUCUGAUUAUGUAAUCAAGUGAAAUUCACAAGGUUGAAGUUUAUGGAUAAGCUGUUUGCAGAUAUUGGCUCCUUCCCUCUGCUGUCCUCGACCUGCUUGUGCCACAUUACUCUUAUUAAUAUACCUUGUAUUUCAACAUGCCAUGUAAAGGCAGGGCUGACCACUUUUUUCUUUGUUUCCAGUGAAUUUAAAUAUGUAGUGCAUUCCUAUGGCCUUAUAAACAUAUUUUGCAAAUGACACUUUUACUUGGGAUUGCAAUUAUUUUAAUGCAAUAUACGAUUACUAAAUUCAGAUUAAAAAGCAUGACCCUAAAGAAAAUGCUUAACUUUCAAAUAUAAUUGUUCUACCAUGUGUGUUUAAGCACAUUUUAUCUCUGCUCCAAAGGUGUAAUGUGAAACUCCUGCAGAUAAAGUGGACUUGUCAUGUUAACCUGUAAACCUAAUCAUUGUGUACUGAUACUGUGUUUAAAAAAUGGUUUUAUUAUUCCAUGUGAACCUUUUUUACAACAAUGUGCAUCUCAAAUAAAAUUACAUAAUGAAAAGUACUCAGCUUCUUCUAUAAAGUAACGCUAUGUAACCAGACUUGGAAUAGAGUGAGAAUGCAACUUGCAUAACACAUGAUUACACAUUGGAGACUGUCCAAUUUAACUCAUGUCUCAGGUUUUGUUUAAUGUCAAUAAACUUCCUGAAUAGCC